GAACGUGGAGUAAAGAAUUUAAUCAAUUUAAUUUCCGAGUUUAGUGCACAAACAUCAUAUAAAGAUUUAAAAUGAAUAUAAGAUUAUUCAUUUUUAUUGCUAUCCUCAAACACAUAAAUGGAGUGACUUUCAAGUGUGAUUUUAAAGCUCAAACGUGGUACAAUGAACUUCAUUAUUCCUACGACGGGAUGUUAUUAAAUUUUUACGAGUGCCGCAAUACAAAUGGUGAAAUUAUAGAUUUUGAUACUGAGGUUACAGACAUUAAAGGCAAUCAUUUGAGUGGAAAUAGCAAUUCUGAUGUCGUGUCAUUUGAUACUGAAAAUAUUCCAAUGCAUUACUUCCCAACGGAACUGAAUGAAUUUUUCGACAACUUAAAAUCAAUCAGAAUUAGAAAUUCACAGCUUAAAAGACUUCGCGAAGAAGAUUUGGAACCAUUUAGUGACUUGAGAUUGCUGUGCUUAUCGAAUAAUAAUAUUGAGAGAUUGGACAGCGAUGUUUUUAAGCACAACAAAAGGUUAGAGUAUCUCUCACUUGAUGUAAACUCAAUGCAUGUUGUUAAUUCUGGUGCUUUUGAUAGCCUUAAUGUCUUGAAAUCUUUGCUGUUCAGAGGCAAUCCAUGCCACUCUGAUCUUGCAUUCUACAGUCGCAAUAAUGUUGUCAAACUUGUUGAUUCUAUCGAAAGUAAGUGUAAGGAUGUUGUUACUGAUGAGUCAAAUGACAUAAAAGCAAUUUAGUUUGAAGAAAUCAAUAAAGUUG
Messenger RNA from Chironomus riparius, 756 nucleotides. The record is from the annotation of a GenBank genome assembly. NCBI's taxonomy places the organism in Eukaryota, Metazoa, Arthropoda, Insecta, Diptera, Chironomidae.